Messenger RNA from Cannabis sativa, 643 nucleotides. RefSeq lists its product as uncharacterized. The transcript has 2 exons. Bases 17 to 379 code for a protein of 120 amino acids. Lineage: Eukaryota; Viridiplantae; Streptophyta; Magnoliopsida; Rosales; Cannabaceae. The record is from RefSeq and is a predicted model, not a curated record.
UGUAAGGGAGUACAUUAUGAAAAUGCAUCAUAUUGUCUCAAGAUUAAGGACACUUAAGAUUGAGCUUUCAGAUGAUGUACUUGUACUCAUGGUUUUGUUAACGCUUCCUCCACAGUUUAACCAAUUUAAAAUUAGUUACAACUGUCAAAAAGAGAAAUGGACUCUCAACGAGCUUAUUUCUCAUUGUGUGCAAGAGGAAGAAAGGUUGAAAAAGGACAAAACCGAAAGUGCUCCUUUGGCCACUACCCCUAAGGAUAAGGGCAAGAAAAGGAAAUUUGAGAAUGAAGCUGCUAAGGGUCCAGUUCAAAUAUCAACCUGGACAUGUGAAGAAAGAUUGUGCCAAAUAUCACGCAUGGCGUGUAAAGAAAGGGUUGCCUGAGCUACCGAAAGCCAAGUGAUGGUGAAAGAUACAUCUUUGUGGGCGAUGGACAAUCGGUAGAAGUGGAAGCAAUUGGGCAUUUCAGAUUGUUAUUAGGAACUGGUUUUUAUUUGGAUUUGAAAGACACUUUUGUUGUGCCGUCUUUUAGACGGAAUUUAGUUUUCGUUUCUUUGUUGGACAAAUUUGGAUAUUCUUGUUCAUUUGGAAACAAUCAGUUUACUUUGUCUUUAAAUUCAAAUAUUAUUGGAACUGGUUAUUUGAAUA